This is a messenger RNA of Gambusia affinis (western mosquitofish), 1624 nucleotides long. RefSeq names its product WD repeat domain 54 (gene wdr54). Gene Ontology annotation, biological process: cilium-dependent cell motility; sperm axoneme assembly; cilium assembly. The record is from RefSeq and is a predicted model, not a curated record. NCBI's taxonomy places the organism in Eukaryota, Metazoa, Chordata, Actinopteri, Cyprinodontiformes, Poeciliidae. The transcript has 10 exons. Gene Ontology annotation, molecular function: protein binding. Bases 237 to 1247 code for a protein of 336 amino acids.
GCAAUCUAUGGUUGCUAAGCAACCCCCGUGACGCAGCACGUAGAAGUGCGUUGUCUCUAUGGCUGCGGAGGACGCAAUAGUAAUCCUGCCGCUUGCUUGAUUGCUGUGGUCUUUUGUACACAAUGUUUUAUACUCCACGAUGACAGCUGAAUACAAAGACAAGAUUUGAGUGAUCACCAGAAACAAGGUGAACGUCAGUUAGCGUCAGUAUAACCUUGUUAUAGUUACUCCGCACCAUGUUUCACAAGGAAAAGAGCAUCCAGCUUAAAAACAGCGCAUCGGCGCUGUACAACAACCUGAGCGUGCUUCGCAUCGCUCCGAGGCGCCUUACCUAUUUCACAGUCGUCCAUGCAAACGUUGUGAACAUGGUAAGCACGUCCUGGGACGGCCUCAACUACUCCCACCGUCAGCUGCAGUCCAAAGAACCCAAUGUUGCCACAAGCACAUCGCUCAUCAUGCAGGCGGCUUUCUGUGCUUUACCCUCUCGUGAUUUGCUGGUGGUGUCUUCUCAAAAAGGCAUCCAGAUGUAUGAAUCUGACGGCUCAAUCAUGGUGUACUGGCAUGCUCUGGACACGCCGGAAGCACCUACAGAUCAUGCAGUGUUUGCUCGGGGAAUAUCAGCUGUCUCUGACAAUUACAUAUGUGUUGGGGUCUCAUCGGGGGCAGUUCUGGUGUUUGAUGUUCCCUCUAAAGGGAGCAACAUUACCCUGUCUGAGGUAUUGGAGGAGCACAAAGAAGCCAUCACUGAUAUUGCUUCAGAGUGUUCUGGCAGCCAGGAGUGCUUAGCUAAUCUGGUCACUGCAGAUGAUGGCGGGAACAUGUGUGUGUGGAAGUCUGGAGAGGAAUUUCAACUGCUUAACAAGAUCCCUGGUUUGGACAUAACCUGCUCAUCUGUCAAGCUGUGGAAAGGUACAGUGUUGGCGGGCUAUGGCACAGGUCAGAUCCGUCUCUACGAAGCGGUGACGGGAAUUCUUCACGCUGAGGUCAACGCUCACGCUCGCUGGAUCUACUCUCUGGACGUUGCUCCCUUUUCUGGUCUGCUUCUGUCUGCAGCUGAGGAUUCCUUUGUUAGGGUUUGGCACCUGGCUAUUACACCAGAGACCAACAGUGUGGAGAUCGCCCACUUACACAAUGAAUGUGUGACAGAUACACAGAUUUGUGGCGCUAAAUUCUGUGAUGGAGAUGGUUAUGCUUUUGCAGUGACAGGUUAUGAUCUGAGUGAAAUCAUACGGUUUGUACAGUCGUAGUUCUUUGUCCUGUGUAAUGCUAAGGGCAUGAAUGUGAAUUUGAUAUUUAGUACUUUUAUAUGAAGUGUAUAUUAAACAUAGGCUUUCCAAAAGGGAGCAUUUUGUGAUUUUUUUUUUCUGUGUUUGCCUUUAUAAAUAGCUCAAGCAGAUUUUAAAUGACUAAGUAAUGCAAAGAAUCUUAACUUUUUGUGUCUAUUUUAUGUAGAAAGUUAUAUAAAUGUAGUUUUGUUUAUUGUUUACAAAGGCAACAUUAAACACUUGAAGAUUGAUUUUGUGGUUUGGCUUUAGUCUCUAUUUCAGCAUGUAAGCAGAAGAUGGAGCUCUGUGGCAAACAUAUGUAGAAGGCCAGUGUUCUUGUAGUUCAUACAAAGUCCACU